AUGAAUUGCACGAGAACACUCAGUACAAGCAACAUCCUACCGAAGCAGUCCGCUGCUCAGGUCCUCAAGGUCCUCAAUGGCUCCGGUGCGGUGACCUUCUCCAGACCCGCCUUCGUGGGCUUGCAGCAGCAAUGGGCCGCCCGCCAGUUCAGCACCACCAAGCCUUCUAACUGGAAAGAAUUCUUUCCUGCCAAAGAUACGCCUGCCAUUAGAGAGACGCCGCCAGCAUGGCCUCAUCCUGUCUACACGGAAGAGCAGAUGAAGCAGGUGGAGAUCGCACACCGAGAAGCCAAGUCCAUGUCCGACAAGGUGGCCGUGGCAUUCGUGCGGACACUGCGGUUUGGUCUAGAUCUCGCCUCAGGCUACCGCCAUGGCAACGGCAAGAUGACGGAGCGGAGGUACAUGAUUCGGAAUAUCUUCUUGGAAUCUGUCGCAGGCGUGCCCGGAAUCGUGGCGGGUAUGCUGAGGCAUUUGCACAGUAUGAGGAAGAUGAAGCGAGAUAAUGGCUGGAUGGAGAGUCUGCUGGAGGAGUCGUACAACGAGCGCAUGCAUCUUCUUACGUUCUUGAAGAUGGCGGAACCUGGAUGGUUCAUGCGGUUGAUGGUGCUCGGCGCCCAAGGUGUCUUCUUCAACGCCUUCUUCCUGGCCUACAUCGUGUCUCCACGAACCUGUCACCGCUUCGUUGGCUACCUCGAAGAAGAAGCCGUACUCACCUACACCCGCGAGAUCGAAGACAUCGAUGCCGGUCGUCUCCCCAUGUGGGAGAAGAUGCAAGCGCCCGACAUCGCCAUCAAGUACUGGAACAUGCCCGAAGGCAAGCGGACGAUGCGAGACCUGCUCCUCUACAUUCGUGCCGAUGAAUCGAAGCACCGAGAAGUCAACCACACGUUGGGCAACCUCGAUCAGAACAACGACCCCAACCCCUACGUCUCGAAAUACAAGGACGAGUCGCAACCGCAUCCUGGCAAAGAUCUGAAGCACCAGAAGCCAACGGGAUGGGACCGCGAGGAGGUUAUUGGGAAGCUUUGA
Zasmidium cellare ATCC 36951 is the source of this 1029-nucleotide messenger RNA. RefSeq lists its product as uncharacterized. Gene Ontology annotation, cellular component: mitochondrion. Gene Ontology annotation, biological process: alternative respiration. Gene Ontology annotation, molecular function: alternative oxidase activity. Lineage: Eukaryota; Fungi; Ascomycota; Dothideomycetes; Mycosphaerellales; Mycosphaerellaceae. The transcript is spliced from 2 exons. The coding region runs from base 1 to 1029 and encodes 342 amino acids. The record is from RefSeq and is a predicted model, not a curated record.